GCAUGUCUUCUACAAUAAACUUGAACUAAAAUCCAUUCCAAUUCAUCUGCACUUGUUAAUUUGUGGCCAUGGAGAUCGCGCAAUAUUUUGAGGACAAGACAGUUUUCAUUUCCGGCGUCACAGGCUUUCUUGCAAAGCUUUUUCUAGAGAAGAUACUACGCAUUCAACCCAAAGUCAAGAAAAUAUUUCUUUUGAUUAGAGCAACACCUGAAAAAUCUGUUGAGCAAAGAUUACAUGAUGAGGUUAUGAGUGUAGAGUUGUUCCGAGUUGUUAAGGAGGAAUUGGAUUCAAAUGGUGCAGGAGGAUUGUUGGAAAAAGUCGUCCCAAUUUCAGGCGACGUUUCUUUGGAGAACUUGGGGAUAAUAGAGUCGAGAGUAAGAGAGGAGAUAUGGCGGGAUGUGGAUAUUAUUGUCAACUCAGCUGCAACUACCAGAUUCGAUGAAAGAUAUGAUGUAGCAUUAGGCGUCAAUGCAUUGGGAGGGAUGCAUGUCCAACACUUUGCAACAAAGUGUUGUAAACUAAAGAUGCUUCUCCACGUUUCCACAGCUUAUGUGCACGGCACGCGAGCUGGAGUCAUACCAGAGGUGGCAUUUCAUAUGGGGCAGACACUUCCAGGAGCUGAAAUCCCAUAUUUGGACAUUAACAGGGAGAAGAAGAUUGUUGAGGAAAGAUUGAGACAACUUCACACACUAAAUUCCACCCCGAAACAAAUCACUUCUGCUAUGAAGGACUUGGGCAUCGAAAGAGCUAAGUUGCAUGGAUGGCCAAACACUUAUGCAUUUACAAAGGCAAUGGGGGAAAUGAUGAUUUUGGAGGAGAUGAAGGGAAAGGAUUAUAAGCUCAUUAUACUACGUCCAACUAUUAUAACAAGUACUUACCGAGAACCAUUUCCCGGCUGGAUUGAAGGAUUAAGAACCCUUGAUGCACUUUUUGCUGCCUAUGGGAAAGGAAAAUUGACUUUCUUCUUAGCCGAUCCACAAUCCAUAGUUGAUAUAAUACCAGGAGAUAUGGUUGUGAAUGCUAUGUUUGCAGCAAUUGCAAGACAUUCAAACGAUCAACCUUCCCCCAAUUUUAUAAUUUAUCACCUUGGUUCAUCCAAAAGAAAUCCCAUAUAUUUGGGGGAAGUCUCAUCUCUCAUGUAUCAAUAUUUACGCAAGAAGCCAUUUCUUGAUAAUAGAGGGAAACCUAUCAAGAUGGGGGCUGAACUAAAACUACUAAUCUCCAUGACUAGCUUCCGCCGAUACAUUAAGAUCCGCUAUUUGCCAUUUUUGAAGAUAUUAAAGUUGUUGAACAUGAUCUUUUGCAACAAAUUUGAAAGAUUAUACACGAAUUCAAGCCGAGCUGUCAACUAUGUUCUACGACUUGCUGAACUCUACAAGCCCUACUCGCUUUUCUUGGGAACCUUCGAUGAUGCUAACACAGAAGGUUUGCGAACGACAACAAGAGAAUGCAAUUCGAAUGUAGACAUGUUUGGCUUUGAUCCAAAAUAUAUUCAGUGGGAAGAGUAUCUUAUAAACACUCAUUAUCCGGGAGUUGUCAACUAUGCACUCAAAUAAUUAGGUUUAUGAUGUAAUAUUACAAAUUGUAUGGAAACUUAAGUUUGUCUGUGUGAUGUAAUAAAACAGACUUAGGCUUUAUAUGAUAUAAUGAAAUUCUAUUAUUGAAUUUCAACUUUAUUAUUUUCCUAUU
This is a messenger RNA of Sesamum indicum (sesame), 1689 nucleotides long. RefSeq names its product fatty acyl-CoA reductase 3. Lineage: Eukaryota; Viridiplantae; Streptophyta; Magnoliopsida; Lamiales; Pedaliaceae. The record is from RefSeq and is a predicted model, not a curated record. Gene Ontology annotation, molecular function: alcohol-forming very long-chain fatty acyl-CoA reductase (NADP+) activity. Gene Ontology annotation, cellular component: intracellular membrane-bounded organelle. Gene Ontology annotation, biological process: suberin biosynthetic process; long-chain fatty-acyl-CoA metabolic process.